CCUUUUCCUACUCAAUCGCGAGGCUGCGCUCAACGACUCGACACCGCCAACAGGGAUGCAGCGAGGGCGCAGCGCAGCCUGAAAAUGGCACCACCACGCGUCCCGUGGAUCUAUCCAUCCCUUCCCCUGCUGUCCUCCCUUCUCCUCGUUUUCCACGCGUCUCCGCCGAGCACGGCCUUACGGAAUUACCCGGAGAAUGAAGCCAACUCCAGAGACUCCAGGCCAAUUUACCGUCCUGUGACCAACCACUGUGUGACAGCUCUCUGUGCCGGUGUGGUUACUUUAUUAGACUCCAUGUCGGCACUGGCUGACCUCGGCUGGGAGGCUUACCCUAAUGAAGGGUGGGAGGAGAUCAGUGUGAUGGAUGAGAGGAACACCCCGAUGAGGACUUACCAGGUGUGCAGUGUAAUGGAGGCCAAUCAAAACAACUGGCUGCGGACGCGGCACAUCAGCCGGGAGGGAGCGCAGCGAGUCUACAUCGAAAUCAAAUUCACCCUGAGAGACUGCAACAGCCUGCCUGGGGUUUCUGGCACCUGUAAAGAGACUUUCAACAUGUACUACUAUGAGUCCAACAAUGCCAACCUGUGGUUCAUCAAGGAAAGCCAAUAUGUCAAGAUUGACACUAUCGCUGCAGAUGAGAGCUUUACACAGGUGGACGUUGGUGACCGUGUCUUGAAGCUGAACACAGAAGUGCGAGACAUCAGCAACUUGAGUAAAAAGGGUUUCUACCUGGCCUUCCAAGACCUGGGUGCUUGUAUCGCUUUGGUCUCAGUCAGGGUCUUCUACAAGAAGUGUCCUCUGACUGUGCGCAACUUGGCCCAGUUCCCCGACACAAUAACAGGAGGAGAAACGGCGCUGGUGGAGGUCCAUGGAGUUUGUGUAAAUGCCUCUGAGGAGUUUGAGCCGCCCAAGAUGUACUGCAGCGCAGACGGAGGCUGGCUGGUCCCCAUAGGGAGAUGCGUGUGCAAACCAGGCUUUGAGGAGAACAAGGACAUCUGCCAACCAUGCAGACCUGGAACGUACAAAGCUUCAGCCACAGAUGCCUACUGCACCAAAUGUCCUCCUCACAGCUCGUCUCCACAUGAACAGGCCAUGGAGUGCAUUUGUGAGAAAGGGUUCUACCGUGCUGAAACCGACCCGCGCUCAAUGGCUUGCACACGUCCUCCAUCUGCUCCAGAGAACCCUAUCUCCUCUGUGAAUGAGACCUGCGUGACCUUGGAGUGGUCGCCGCCCCGCGACACAGGAGGCAGAGGGGACAUUACCUACAGCCUCCAUUGCAGAAAGUGCUCCGGCGAAGGCAAAAAGUGCGCACCGUGCGGCAGCAGCGUCCAUUUUGUCCCGAGACAGUUCGGGCUCUCGUCAGCCAGCGUGCUGAUCACUGACCUCCAGCCGGAUUCUAACUACACUUUUACGAUCGAGAGCCAGAACGGAGUUUCAGAUCUGAGUCCGACCCUGAGAGGCACUGUGGUAAUAAAUGUUACAACAUCGCAGACAGUGAGUGUUGUGUUAAAGGAAAGGCGAAGCAAGGACAGUGUAACAUUGGCCUGGCAGGGUCCGGAGAGACCUAAUGGGGCGAUCGUGGAGUAUGAGGUCAUCUACUACGAGAAGAACCAGCGGGAACAGAACUACACGGUUUUAAAGACUCGAUCCAACAUGAUGACAGUGGACGGCCUGAAGCCUGGGACCACCUACGUGUUCAGAGUCAGGGCUCGAACUGAUGGGGGAUACGGGACGUACGGUGGGGAGAUUGAACUGGAAACCAGCCAUGAGGACGUCUUGGCCAUUGGGGACCCAAACCAGUCCACCAUUCUGGUUGUGUCCAUUGCAGGAGGGAUUGUUCUCCUCAUCUUCUUGGUGACCUGCUUCGUUGUUAGUGGAAGACACUGUGGCUACAUAAAGGCAAAGCAGGACCCCGAUGAAGAAAAGAUGCAAUUCCAACAUGGGCGAGUGAAGCUUCCAGGCAGCAGAACGUACAUUCAUCCUCACACCUACGAAGACCCAAACCAAGCUGUCCGAGACUUUGCCAAAGAGAUAGAUGCUUCCAACAUUCGCAUAGAAAGAGUCAUUGGAGCUGGAGAGUUUGGGGAGGUGUGCAGCGGUCGCCUGCGUGUUCAGGGGAAGAGGGAGAUCUACGUGGCCAUCAAGAGCCUGAAGGCCGGAUACUCUGACAAACAGAGGAGGGACUUUCUUUCUGAGGCAUCCAUCAUGGGACAGUUCGACCAUCCGAACAUCAUCAGACUGGAGGGUGUCGUCACAAAAUGUAAGCCCGUGAUGAUCAUAACAGAGUUCAUGGAAAAUGGGUCUCUGGACACUUUUCUGAAGAAGCACGACGGCCAGUUCACAGUGAUCCAGCUGGUUGGUAUGCUGCGCGGCGUUGCCUCUGGUAUGAAGUACCUGUCAGACAUGAGCUACGUUCACAGAGACCUGGCGGCUCGAAACAUCCUGGUCAACAGCAACCUGGUGUGUAAGGUGUCCGACUUCGGCCUGAGCCGAGUUCUGGAGGAUGACCCCGAGGCCGCCUACACUACGAGGGGAGGAAAAAUCCCCAUCAGAUGGACGGCACCAGAGGCCAUCGCCUACAGGAAGUUCACCUCAGCCAGCGAUGUGUGGAGCUACGGCAUUGUCAUGUGGGAGGUGAUUUCAUAUGGAGAGAGACCGUACUGGGAGAUGUCAAACCAGGAUGUGAUCAAAGCAAUAGAUGAGGGUUAUCGUCUUCCUGCUCCUAUGGACUGCCCGGUGGUGUUGCACCAGCUCAUGUUGGACUGCUGGGAGAAGGGGCGCAGUGACCGGCCAAAGUUUGGACAGAUUGUCACAAUCCUGGACAAGCUCAUCAGAAACCCGGCCAGUCUCAGAGAGCUGGCCAACAGCUCAGCGUGCAGGGAGGACCCACCCACCCCAGAGUUCAGUGUGAGCACUGUGGAUGAUUGGUUGGACACCAUCAAGAUGGGCCAGUACAAGGAGAACUUUUCCAGUGCCGGAUAUGUCAGCUUGGACUCCAUCCUCUAUAUCAGUGUCAGUGAACUGGCUAAGAUGGGAGUGACGCUGGCCGGCCACCAGAAGAAGAUUUUGUCCAGUGUGCAGAGCCUACAAACCCAGGGGACACACGUCCAAGUAUAACAGUUUCCACAGAAACGCACAGAGAGACAUAGUUGAAUUGGACGCUCCUGUGGACAGUCUCCCCCCCACUCAAAUGGAGCUGUAAUGGAUACUUUGUGCUUGGGUCUCCAAUGAUUUUUAUUUUUAUUUUUUUUGAGGCACACUAAGAUGGAGACAACGUUGACUCUUGACUCCUUCACCCUCCCAUAAUCCCCAUCCUGGACGUGCCCUUGGGCACUCGGAAUCUGUCCAACACCGUUCACCAUGUCAGGGCAGCACAGAGACAUCAAAUCCGCACGCAGAGACCAUUUCACAUCAUGUAAACAUAAAUGAAGAAAAAGCAAAAAAAAAAAAAAAAUUAACAUAAUGACUAAAAAACUGAAUAUAAUGCUUGUCACUGUUUGUCAGGUGUACAGUUGGCUUUACCGUCAUUUUGUUUGUUUUCUGUUUUUAUGAUGAAGGUUUUCAAAAAGGGUCAUAAGACGUGUAUAUGUGUAGAUAUAUGUUUAUAUGGGCGGUGUAUGCCACAAGCAUAGAGAUGGACCUAACGUUUGUAUCUGUGGUUGCACAGCGCUAACAGCAAAUGUUGUAAAUGUAUGAACUCUUCCACUGGUAUCUGCUCAAAGAAAGCUAAGAGAUUAUGGAUGACAUGAAUGUGAGGGGAGUGAGGAGAUAAAUAAAUGGACCUGUAGACAUAUAAGGGGGAUGUAGAUUUUGCUAGCUUGUGUAGGAUGGAAGUAUGUUUUAAUAAGUUUAUUUGGCCAGGAAAAGGGCUUCCUUAGAGACUGCUCUCAGACACACUUCCAUAGAAAGUAGAUCCAAUACACGUAUGCCUGUUUACGUGCACUUACUGUAUGAUGUUACAGAUUGCAAAGAAAUAACAGAACGUGAUGAAAUGUUACUCUUCCAAUAUCUUUGACAAAAUAAGUAUAGUUUACAGAGCCUUGCAAAAGGAUUCGUACCUCAAGUUUUUUCACAUUAAGCACAGCGUAGUGUCUUGCAUUGGGAUUUUUGCAAAGUUAUGCAUAAUAGUGAAGUGUAAGGAAAACAAUACAAGGUUUUCACUUUUUUCAAAACAAAAAAUGAAAAGUUUUGUUUAGAUUUGUGUUCAACCCCACUGAGUAUGUACUCAGUGGAAUCAGCUCUUGCUAAAAUUAUAUCUGCGACUCAUCUUCAGUAGGUCUCUUUUAGUCUUACACUAUAAGGUAUUCCCCAUUUGGUUUCAGAAUAAAUUGGACAAAAAAAUGGAAAAUGCGGUGUUCAGGUUGAUUAGCGGCGUUGGGAUUUCCACCACACAAAGCGUUUUGCAUGUAGGCUAAAAAGCAAAAAUUUGGUCUCAUUUUUCGUGAACACCUUGUUCCACGUCUGCUGUUUCCUGUACAUGCCUUGUGGCAAUCUAAAAACUUCUUUCAGCUUUCUUCUUCCACUCUUUCAUAAAUGCCAGAUUUGUGGAGUGAAUGAUUUGUAGUUGUCCUGUAGAAAGAUUCUUGUGGAUCUCUACGAGUCCUCCAGAGGUAUUAUAAGCCUAUUCUGCUUUCUCAACAACGUUUUUCUAAAUAUCUCUUAUGUAUUGUUUUCUUUAGGCUUUUUGUUCUCGGCUUAAUUCAUACUGAGAAUACAGUGCAGAGACAUGAACUGGAUUUUUACUUUGAGCUGCCAGAAUACAAAGCAGGCUAUAUACAAUUGUCCACAAUACUUUUCAUAUUCUAUUUGUGAAAAUGAAAAUUUAAAUCCAUAAUUCUUUUUCUUUACACUUUGUGCUGAUCCCAAUGAAAAUAAUUACAGUUUGUGGUUGUAAUGUGACACAAUGUGAAAAAAUUCAAAGGGUGUUAGUCCUUUUGAAAGGCGUGCAAAGAAUAUUUGUUUUACAACAUACUUUAAGGAAUAACUCAUCUUAAGAUGAAGCCUUCCAGUGUUUCAGGUGUGUUUAGACAGUCAAAGUGUUUGUGCAGAGCAAAGGCGAUGCAAGCCAGUGACACUGUUGAGGACGUCUAACUUGAUUUUACGGGUUUGUGCCAUGUACAGAAAUAUGAAAAAGUUAAUCUCGACGACAUACCUUAAUUCUAGCUGUGCACUUUCAUUUCCUCUGUCCUUAUGCCUGGAUGGCUACACAGUACUCUCACCAUGAUUACAGAGUUGUGUUUUCCAACGUCAUUUGUUGAUAGAAUUGUCCCUUUAUUGACAAGGUGAAGUGUUGAAUUUCAGAUGUGCCACAAGAGGGUAAAUCUUGCAUAAAAAAACUUCUUUUUUUUUGUCUGCUGUGUAUUUUCUUAUUUGCUGGUUACAGAGCUGUUUAUAUCAUCCUUAUUUUCAGUCACCACCCAUUGCUUACAAAUUUACAAUACAAUGUUUACAAGAAUGAGCCAAUACGUCUGUCGAUAUUUUUGCUCAUGACGAUAAUUACACAAUUAGAUUCAAAGGGACCCGUUUCAUGUUAAUUGUGUUAAUAGCACUGAGCCUGGACAUAAUGUUUUCCAAAGCUCAGUUUUAAUACAUGUGGUAAUCCAUAGGACCAAGAGUGACAUGAAGUAUAGUAUUUGAUUGUACCAUAGUGUAAAAUAUGUACAGUGCUAAUUUCCAAUAUUAGAAUGUUUGUAAUGACAACAAUGACAAUGACUUUGAUGUGCUUUUAAUAUGAAAAAGAGAUUUCGAGGUUUACGUUCAGGGGCGGCUCGUACAGGUGAAAAGUGAAGGCGAAUCAUUAGAUUGAACACGGAAUGUAGCAAGGAGAAAAGCGUCAGCUUUGAAAGACAGGAGACAGUGACUGCAGUUUUUAUGACGGCAUUAGGAAGAGUAGAAUGGACUUUCAAGCUUGGUUUAUUUGCAUGUCCACUUUAAACUUUAAGCAUUUUCUGUUUAUCAUUAAAUUACUGCACAAAACACCACUUUUGAAAAUGGAUGGGGAUUAAAAAGGAAAAAGAAAACUUCAAAUUAAAUUUAUUGCUGAAGCAACCCGCAUACAACGGGUAAUAAACUUUACAUUUAAAACAUAGAAAAGCCUUGUAAACAAACCUAAAAUAUAUAGAGUAGAAAAUUUAAUCUUAUUUUUGAGAAAAUAGCACAGAAGAACAUGUUUGUUUUCUACAAUUUGACUAAUUAUUAGAAUCCUGCUAACUGCACAACAGUAUGCUACAUCAAGUAUAUAGUAUAUAAAGUAUAUUAAUUGCUAAAAUAUUAUAGGAGCUGUAACUUCAUUGAUUAUAUUGAAACCAGAACAAUUAAAUGCAGCUUCCUGUAUAAAUAACAAAAUCAUAUACAGAUUUCCAAGUUAAUGUUAACUGGCGACGAAAAAGGCAGAGUAUUCAAACUAGAUUUGUCCCAUGGAUGGGAUGCCGCCAGUUAAGGGGUUAACUUAAAGAAAAAAAUAGGACAUUUCAAGUAAGUUCAGCGUGUUAGUUUGAAAUUAAAGGCUUAUUCUGUCUUCCUUAUGAUGGAAAUUAGGAACUCACUUUUUUUU
Messenger RNA from Xiphophorus couchianus (Monterrey platyfish), 6553 nucleotides. RefSeq names its product ephrin type-A receptor 3-like. Gene Ontology annotation, biological process: axon guidance; ephrin receptor signaling pathway; protein phosphorylation. Gene Ontology annotation, cellular component: dendrite; plasma membrane. Bases 85 to 3117 code for a protein of 1010 amino acids. Gene Ontology annotation, molecular function: ATP binding; protein binding; transmembrane-ephrin receptor activity. The transcript is spliced from 20 exons. NCBI's taxonomy places the organism in Eukaryota, Metazoa, Chordata, Actinopteri, Cyprinodontiformes, Poeciliidae. The record is from RefSeq and is a predicted model, not a curated record.